Messenger RNA from Orycteropus afer afer, 3621 nucleotides. It is a transcript of the gene ICE2, whose product is annotated as interactor of little elongation complex ELL subunit 2. The record is from RefSeq and is a predicted model, not a curated record. NCBI's taxonomy places the organism in Eukaryota, Metazoa, Chordata, Mammalia, Tubulidentata, Orycteropodidae. Gene Ontology annotation, cellular component: transcription elongation factor complex. Gene Ontology annotation, biological process: snRNA transcription by RNA polymerase II; positive regulation of transcription by RNA polymerase III; snRNA transcription by RNA polymerase III.
GAGUAUAGAUUGUGGAGAGACUCUGCCUCCAUUGGAGCCUGCGCUGCCAGGCAGCAGAGUUGUCAUAAAGAGUGCAGCAGAAACCUGGGACUUUGAGCUCUAAGGUGGCCAUGGGUGAACCGAGGCUGAACUGGGAUGUUUCCCCAAAAAAUGGCCUUAAGACAUUUUUCUCUCGAGAAAAUUAUAAAGAUCAUUCUAUGGCUCCAAGUUUAAAAGAAUUAUGUAUUUUAUCUAACAGACGUAUAGGAGAAAAUUUGAAUGCCUCAGCAAGUGCUGUGGAAAAUGAGCCAGCAGUUAGUUCAGCAGCUCAAGCAAAGGAAAAAGUUAAAACCACAGUUGGAAUGGUUCUUCUUCCAAAACCAAGAGUUCCUUAUCCUCGUUUCUCUCGUUUCUCACAGAGAGAACAGAGGAAUUACGUGGAUUUGUUGGUAAAAUAUGCAAAGAUUCCUGCAAAUUCCAAAGAUGUUGGAAUAAAUAAAAAUGACUAUUUGCAAUACUUGGAUAUGAAAAAGCAAGUGAGUGAAGAAGUUACUGAAUUCCUAAAGUUUUUGCAGAAUUCUGCAAAGAAAUGUGCACAGGAUUAUAAUAUGCUUUCUGAAGAUGCUCGUCUCUUCACAGAGCAAAUUUUAAAAGCUUGCAUUGAACAAGUAAAAAAGUAUCCAGAAUUCUAUACUCUCCAUGAAGUUACCAGCUUAAUGGGAUUCUUCCCAUUCAGAACAGAGAUGGGAUUAAAGUUAGAAAAGACUCUUCUUGCAUUGGGCAAUGUAAAAUAUGUGAAAACAGUAUUUCCCUCAAUGCCUGCGAAGCUACAGCUGACAAAAGAUCACAUAGCUGCCAUUGAAACACCAGAACAAGUAGCUACAGCUAUGCAUGAUGAUAUUAGUAAAGAUCCCAACGCAGAAAAGCUUGUUUCAAGGUAUCAUCCACAAAUUGCUCUAACUAGUCAAUCAUUAUUUACCUUAUUAAAUAAUUAUGGACCAAGCUACAAGGAACAGUGGGAAAUUCCUGUGUGUGUUCAACUAAUACCUGUUGCAGGUUCAAAGCCAGUUAAAGUAAUUUAUAUUAAUUCACCACUUCCCCGAAAGAAAAUGACAAUGAGAGAGAGAAAUCAAGUCUUUCAUGAAGUUCCAUUAAAAUUUAUGAUGUCCAAAAACUCAUCUGUUCCAGUCUCUGCAGUAUUUAUGGAUAAACCUGAAGAGUGUAUAUCUGAAGUGGAUAUGUCUUAUGAAGUUAAUGAGUGCCGAAAAAUUGAAACACUUGAAAAUUUGGAUCUGGAUUUUGAUGAUGAUGUCACAGAACUUGAAACUUUUGGAGUAACCACCAACAAACCAUCAAACUCUCCAAGUCCAGCAAAUACUUCCACAGUACCCAACGUGGCAGAUCUUCCCACAGCUCCGAAAACAGCAGCGACAUCUGUGGCACCAACUGCACCAGACAUUUCUGCUAAUUCUAGAAGUCUGUCUCAGAUUCUAAUGGAACAAUUGCAAAAGGAGAAACAGCUGGUGACUGGUACAGACAUUAGCCCUGAAGAGUGUACUAAAAAUGAUGAUCAGGGAAAUGAAUUAUGUGUUGAUAAAAUAUCAAACUCUGACAAGUCUUUGAUACAAGAUAGUGAAUUGAAAACUGCUGCUGCCUUACAGUUAGACAGUUCUAAGACUAAGGAAAUUGAAACUUCUAAUAAAAACGAUAUGGGUCCUGAUAAAGUAAAUGCCAAUGAAAGAUUAAAUGUUCUGGGGAAUGCAGACAAUUCAAAGGAAAAGACUGUUACAUCAGAAGCAGAUAAAACUGAAGAUGUAAUUCAGUGCAGUAGUGAUACAGAUGAAGACUGUUUAGUUAUUGAUACAGAGUGUAAGAAUAAUAGUAAUGGGAAAACAGCUGUUGUGAGUUCUAAAUCACCAAAUCCAUCCUCAGGACAGGCUUCUGUAGGAAACCAGACCAAUACUACUUGUAGUCCUGAAGAGUCGUGUAUUUUAAAAAAACCUAUCAAAAGAGUAUAUAAAAAAUUUGAUCCAGUUGGGGAAAUUCUAAAAAUGCAGGAUGAACUCUUAAAGCCAAUUUCCAGAAAAGUGUCUGAAUUACCCUUAAUGAAUAUGGAAAACUCUAAAGAGCCUCCUGUUUCCGAGCAGCCUUCUGCUCCUUCAGAUGAUGCCUCUAGUUGGCCAAAAUCUCUCUGGCCAUCUGCGUUUCAGAGGCCCAAAGGACGAUUGCCAUAUGAACUUCAGGACUAUGUUGAAGAUACAUCAGAAUAUCUAGCUCCUAAGGAAGGAAAUUUUGUUUAUAAGUUAUUUAGUCUUCAAGACCUAUUGUUACUCGUGCGUUGCAGUGUCCAGAGGAUAGAGACAAGACCACGUUCUAAAAAACGGAAGAAAAUCAGAAGACAAUUUCCAGUUUAUGUGCUACCAAAAGUGGAGUAUCAAGCUUGUUACGGAGUUGAAGCUCUGACUGAAAGUGAACUUUGUCGCUUAUGGACUGAAAGUUUAUUGCAUUCCAACUGCUCAUUUUAUGUUGGGCAUAUUGAUGCAUUUACUUCAAAACUUUUCCUGCUUGAAGAAAUUACCUCAGAGGAAUUAAAAGAAAAGCUAUCAGCUCUCAAGAUUUCAAGUUUAUUUAACAUCUUCCAGCACAUCCUAAAGAAAUUAAGUAGCUUGCAGGAGGGUUCCUACUUGUUGUCUCAUGCAGCAGAAGAUUCUUCACUCCUGAUCUACAAGACCUCUGAUGGAAAAGUUACUAGGACAGCAUACAAUUUGCAUAAAACACACUGUGGUUUGCCUGCUGUACCUUCUAGUCUCUCAGUUCCCUGGGUCCCAUUAGAUCCCAGUCUCUUAUUACCAUAUCAUAUCCAUCAUGGAAGAAUACCUUGUACGUUUCCACCUAAAUCACUAGGCCCCACAGCACAACAAAAGGUUGGUGGAACAAGAAUGCCUACACGAAGCCGCAGGAAUCCAGUUUCCAUGGAAACCAAAAGCAGCUGCUUGCCUGCUCAGCAAGUUGAAAAUGAAGGAGUGGCUCCAAAUAAAAGAAAAAUAACUUAAGGGCUAUAACAUUGAAAAUAAAAUUCCAGAGAAAACAGUUAUAACAAUGUUAAAUUUAGAGAAGUUGGAAGGGAAAUAUGCCUAUAAGAGCAGAAGGCAAGAAGAAAAUUUUUAUUUUAGUGACCUUGAUAGUUCCUAGAGUGCCUUGAAAAAAUAAAUAUGUUGGCCAUGUGAACUAAAACAGAAUGUUAUGCUAUUAACUCUUAUGUUUGAAGAAAAUCUAAAUGUGUUUUAACAUUAUCAUGACAGGGGAAUAAAUGAAGGAAGAAAAAUAUUUUUAUACUAGCUCUUUUCUAAAAAUUGUAAAUAGGAUACAAAUCUGCUUUUUUCAAGAACAACAUUUAUCAUUAUAUAUUAUGUUAAGAAUUUAUGUCUCCAUUCUAUUGAGAUUGGCUUAAAGGGUUAAAUCUUGCCACUGUCAGAGGUCAUUUUGAACAGUGUAACCCUGUCUCUGACCCAUUGUGACAGUUUUUAUAUACUACUUUAAAAUGAGGAUUGUUGCAGUUUAAUAAAGUUAGUAACUUAAAAAUUUUGGCAGAAUUAUGUUGCAGAAGCCAAAAAUAAAUAUAAAAACCCCUGCCCCUGAAAA